AUCUAUUCAGGCCGGCCUUGUGAAGAACAAUUUCAGCACUUCUAAUAGCAUGAAGUCUCCAUACUAUCCAGCAAGAUCUGUCCUUUUCCACAAGGAGCCCAAUGGAGUUACAUACAGGAUCCCUGCAUUGCUCUACCUGUCCCGGUCCAAAACCAUGUUGGCUUUCUGUGAAGAGAGACUCAGCCCCUCGGACUCCCAGGCUCAUCUGCUUGUCAUGAGGAAAGGCAUUUUUCACAGGAAUUAUGUGGAGUGGGAGGACAUGCAUGUUUUGGGCACAGCUUUCUUACCUGGCCAUAGGUCUAUGAAUCCUUGCCCAGUGCAUGAUGAGUUCACCGGGACAGUCUUUCUGUUCUUCAUUGCUGUGUUGGGACACACGUCAGAGGCCCAUCAGCUGAUAACAGGCAAAAAUGUAACACGACUCUGCUACAUCUCCAGCACAGACAACGGAAACACCUGGAGCCCUGUCACUGACCUUACACAAACAGUGAUAGGAGAAACCAUUAAAGAGUGGGCCACCUUUGCUCUUGGCCCAGGUCAUGGCAUCCAGCUGAAGUCCGGGCGCCUGCUGAUUCCUGCCUAUGCUUACUUUAUUGAAUGUAAAGAGUGCUUUGGACAGCUCUGCCAGACUACACCCCAUGCAUUUUGCUUCCAUAGUGACACUCAUGGGCGAACAUGGCGCUUUGGGGAGGCCGUGCCAGGACCAGAGAGUGUGGAGUGUCAGGUUGUAUCUGUGGAUGAAGAGGAAGGCACAAACAUACUGUACUGUAAUGCUCGCAGUCCUCUUGGUUAUAGGGUGCAGUCUGUCAGUCUGGACGAUGGGGCUGUGUUUCAAGAGGGGCAGCUUGUCCCACGUCUGGUAGAGCCUCGAAAUGGUUGUCAUGGGAGCAUAGUGGGAUUCCCUGCCCCUUUAUAUCUGCAUAAUUCUUUCAGCAAUGAUUUAAGUCAACGCACUCACCACCACUUGAAAUAUUGGGAACAUGACUGUACAGAUCAAACCAACUUAACAAACAGCCAGGCCCCAGAACCCACAGCCUCACCUUUAAGGACAAUUAUUGGUCCUUCAAAUUUUCUUACCCCCACCUGGGUAGUGUACUGCCACCCGACAUGGAACACUACCCGCAAAGAUUUGGGUGUGUUCUUGAGCUUGUUUCCUCGUGAUCCGGACAGUUGGUGCGGCCCCUGGGUCAUUUAUGAUGGUCCCAGUGCCUACUCUGACCUGGCCUACCUGGAGCUUUCACCAUCUCCUGAAGCUCCACCUGCAGUGGCCUUUGCCUGUCUGUUUGAGUGUGGCACCAACACAGCUUAUGAUCAGAUCUGUUUCAGUAUCUUUACUCUGUAUGAGCUCAUAGAUAAUAUACCACACAGCAUUCAGCAACUUCCAACCAGCAAAAAGCACAAACAUAGAAUGGGAAGGAGAAAAAGCAAUGUGAGAGAGCUGUGCACUAUUUUUUAG
Periophthalmus magnuspinnatus is the source of this 1453-nucleotide messenger RNA. RefSeq names its product sialidase 4 (gene neu4). Gene Ontology annotation, biological process: ganglioside catabolic process; oligosaccharide catabolic process. Gene Ontology annotation, cellular component: lysosome; membrane; cytoplasm. Bases 50 to 1453 code for a protein of 467 amino acids. The record is from RefSeq and is a predicted model, not a curated record. The transcript is spliced from 3 exons. Gene Ontology annotation, molecular function: exo-alpha-sialidase activity. Lineage: Eukaryota; Metazoa; Chordata; Actinopteri; Gobiiformes; Gobiidae.